UUCGUUGCCUUCAAGACCACGUUGAAGUUGAUUUCCUCAUAGCUGAAGAAGGAACAGCAUUUUCAAUUCAAAACCUAAACACAGAACAAGCAAUUCCCCAAAAUUGGUUGGAGUCCAAUCUCAUUUUCAUCCGAAAGAGUAGUGAUUGAAUAAAUCAAAUCAAUAGUUAGUAUUAUUGAUAUUGAUUUAGUCUUCAUGGCUGACGAUUCGAAGAAAUCUGAAUCCGAAGUGAAACUCGAACCGGAAGAAUGUACCGCAGCCGAGGCACACAAGGUAUCUCCAGUGAGAGAUACCUCCGGCGGAUGGGGUGGAUGGGGAUUUUCUCUUUCGUAUCUCUCGGAUCUUCAGAAAGCUGCUACUGAAGCGGCUGAAGAGAUAUCACGCAAUGCAGUUGAAGCUGCCAGGACAGCAGCUCAGAGCAUUUCAGAUGCAGUGGAUGAAAAUUCAGAAUCUUCCAAGGAGGAUAAUACAGAAGCGUCAGCAGCGGAAGAGGAAACUGAUGAUGAACGUGAUAAGCAGCGGAAAGAAGCUCUGGAUAAACUAGAGAAAGCCAGUGAAGACUCCUUCUUUAGCCAAGGUUUGAAGGCUAUUGAUACAUCUGUGGAAACCUUUGCCUCGGGAGCUUGGAAAGCUCUUGGAACUGCAUGGAAAGGGAUUGAGAACUCAGCUACAAAUAUAGCUGAUUCAGUUCAACAUAGCAAGCUACCUGGCUCUAUUGGUCCAGUUGCACCAUCUUUAUUAGAGACUGGAAAAGCUUUUACAGCUAAGGGCAUGCAUGUGCUAGAGCAAGUAGGAAAAGAUACCAUGGAUCUUUUAAUUUCAGAAACUGGGAUCCUAGUUGACAAGAAAUCUGAUGGUAAUGACGAUGAAGAUCAAUUGUUUGAAGAAAUUUCAUUUGAUAGGUGCUUCUAUAUUUAUGGAGGUCCAGAACAGUUGGAGGAAUUGGAGGCACUAUCCAACCACUACGCAUUGUUAUACAACCGAAGAAAGGCUAAACUAUCUUUGGAAGAAAAAUCUGUUUAUGAUGGGAAGUUGAAAGAAGUCCAAAGCAUAUUUGAUUUAGGUUCUGAACUUGAUGGCAGUGUUACAUAUUCAGAAAAAGGAAAGAAAAAAGAGGCUGGAAAUGAAGACAGCAUGAAUGAAUUGAAAAAAUUGCAUGAUUCCAGUGUUCGCAAGGCUGCUGAAUUGGCUGCAGGUUUUGCAAGUGCUUUGGCUGGACUGGCUCCAAACGAUAUCGUUCAUAGAACUUCUGGAAGGCUCGAUACUAUUCACUCAGAGGGUGUUCAUAGGCUUUCUGAAAUUUGCUGUUUUGCGGUAACUCAACUUCUGAUGCUUGGGAAGUCCAUCAUAUCCGAAGCAAACAAACUGGAGGAUCAAGAGAUUGAGGUGAAGAUUGAUUGGCCUGAGGAUUUUGUCGAAAGAGCUAAGAUUAUCAGAUCAAAGGCACAAUCAGUGACAGAAAAUAUGGAAGCAGUCUAUAAUGGUUUCAUUACUGGCAUAUCAGACAUAGCAGAAUCGUAUUCAGCAGCCAUGAGAAAUUCUUCUUCUGCUGAGUCGCAAGGUCUUCCUCAGAAGUCGAUUGAGGAAAAGGCGAUUUUGAUCACAGAAAAUCUCCGAACUGAUCACAGCACAGGUCUGAGUAAAAUGCAGGAAGGACUUCAGUAUCUGAGCUACUUGGUUAUCUCUACUUCAAUGCCUGCUGCUGCUUGAAAGUUGCAGAGCUUGUAUUUGUAAAUAGUCUCUGAAUCUUUAGUUCGAUUUGCCCUGCGCUGCUCCAUUAUUACUUGGGUUUUGCAUGUAUGUUCUUACUGCUGUCGGGAGGCUAUCUGUUUUAUUAAAGGGGAGAAUGGCACUCAAUGACGUUUCUAGUC
Molecule: messenger RNA, 1871 nt
Organism: Salvia splendens (bonfire salvia)
Lineage: Eukaryota; Viridiplantae; Streptophyta; Magnoliopsida; Lamiales; Lamiaceae
Exons: 9
Coding region: 196-1710 (504 amino acids)
Source: RefSeq, a predicted model, not a curated record